Mus pahari (shrew mouse) is the source of this 3124-nucleotide messenger RNA. RefSeq names its product PARP1 binding protein (gene Parpbp). The coding region runs from base 1 to 1722 and encodes 573 amino acids. Gene Ontology annotation, biological process: negative regulation of double-strand break repair via homologous recombination. NCBI's taxonomy places the organism in Eukaryota, Metazoa, Chordata, Mammalia, Rodentia, Muridae. The record is from RefSeq and is a predicted model, not a curated record. Gene Ontology annotation, cellular component: chromatin. The transcript has 10 exons.
AUGGCUGUGCUUAAUCAGCUGCCUGUCUUGGGUAUGAUUAAAGAGUUUAGGAGGAGUUGGCGUGCUCUUUGUAGCUCUGAAAGAACUACGUUAUGCGGUCCAGACUCCAUGCUCCUGGCCCUGCAGCUGUCCAUGGCGGAAAACAACAAACAGCACAGUGGAGAAUUUACAGUCUGUCUUAGCGAUGUCUUACUGACAUGGAAGUACUUCUUACACGAGAAACUGAACUUGCCCAUUGAAAAUAUGAAAGUGGUCGACCACUAUGAAGACAUUAAGAAAACGUAUGAUGAUUUCUUGAAGAAUAGUAAUACACUAGAUUUGAUUGAUGUUUAUAAAAAAUGUAGCAGCUUGACCUCUAAUUAUGAUACUAACACGAUUUCCUCUAUUCAACUGCGGGAUUUUCUGUCUGGCACAGAGUAUGCAGUAAAUGAUGAAGCUAAUCCUCAUAUGCCAACGUCACCAGUGAAAUGCAGUCAGAAUGAUGAGCAGGUACGGCUAUUGGUAAAGAAAAUUUUCUUUUCAUAUUUGAGCCUGCUAGUGAAUUCAAAGAAUGACCUGGCUCUGGCUUCUAUUCUCAACAUCCCUGAUCGAGGACUGGGGAGAGAGGCCUUCACCAGCCUGAAGCAUGCUGCUCGAGAGAAACAGUUGUCUAUGUUCCUGAUGGCCACGUCAUUUAUCAGGACAUUGGAGCUUGGAGGGAAAGGAUAUGCACCAUCACCAUCAGAUCCUCUGUGGGCGCAUGUAAAAGGCCUGUCGGCAUUUAUUAAUUUCAUUGACAAGUUAGAUGAAAUUCUUGGAGAGAUACCAAAUCCAAGCCUUGCAGGGAGUCGGAUAUUAUCAGCGAUAAAGAUGCAGCUGAUCAAAGGCCACAGCAGUGGGGAGCCUUUUUAUAAAGCAGUAGAGGAAGUUGUUCAGGAUUUGAAUUUGAGGAUUAAAAAUAUUAUUAAUUCUCAAGAGGGUGUAACUGUCAGCGCCACCAACAUCAGUCCUGUCCCGCCAAAAUCUUUUGCUAUAAACCACGAUACCGCCUACUGUGGCAGAGAUGCUGUGAAAAUUUUACUGGUCCUUUUGGAUGAAGAUGCAGCCAGUGCUCCUACCAGAAAUAAAGCAGAGCUUUUAUACAAUGACGAAAGUACAGUUCCUCACAGUGGACUGUCUGUUCUCACACUCUUUAGGUCUCCCACACAAGUGAAAAAUACAUCAGUUAAACCUCUCAGAGAGCGAAUCCAUAAGUCACUGCAAGCAGAGAAAAAUAAGAUGAGGCAGACAUUAAUUAGAUCACAGUUUGCUUGUACUUAUAAAGAUGACUGCAUAAUGAGAAAGAAUAAAUGGGAUGUUAACUCAUCAUCAAAGCCCUUGUCUGCUCUUCACUUAGAAGAUGAUAUUUCUGAGGGUGCACAGUCAUCUGUUGGAAAAGCAAGAAUUGAAACAAGUUCUGAAAAUGUGCAUGUGGACAGAAGUAAGGGUGACAAAAUACCAAGAAAAUCUACACAAAGGAAGAUAGUGAAGAGGAAACAGCUGGAUUUAGACAGUGAGAAUGUUCACUGUGACCGUGGAAAUGAACUGUACCAACAUAAGAACAUUAAGAUCCCUAAAGUGCUCAGUGGUUCACACAGUAAAGCUGGUGGCAAACUCGCCCAGGGAACAAAAGGCAGUAGGUGUACUGCCAAGGAUAAGUUGAUUCCUGGCCAGACCAAGCUGACACAGUUUUUUAUGCUAUGAUUUUCUCAACUAUGUGCUUUAGAUUUAGAUAAGACCGUUCACCAAAGCCCUGAACUAACUUUUUAAAUCUUAAGACAUAAUUUUUUUAUGAAUGCUUUCACCUUUGUUUCUCAAUAUACCUGUGAUACAAACAGUUCACAUGUAACAUUGUUUAGUGACUUGUGUGAGUUUUAUGCCCAGACCUGGGUGGAAUGAAGGAUAAAGACAUUCAUUUAGCCCAACUUCCAACAAAUCAAAGAGGGUGCCCAGAAGGUCCUCACCCACAUCUUCAAUGCCCUCUAUUUCUCUGGGAGGACAAUGACUCCUUACAAUGUAAGGAGGGAAGAAGAUCUCUGUCUCUUGAGGUUCAGUUGGUUAUUAUAUCAGUUCCCAAGGUGUUCGAUUGUGAUGCUUUAUUAUUUUUAUAAAUGUAUGUGAGGCUCACAUAUUAACCACUGUUCAAAAAUACCAGUAAGUCAGAAUUAUGUAGAAUUUUUGUGAGGUUUAAUGCACAUGUCAAGCAUAUCAUUUACAUUAUUACAUAUCUUAACCAGUUGCUUUAAAAACAGACAUUUAGAUAAUACACAAGUUAUAUCAAUAUCAAGGGCUUUUCUCUCCGCUUGCAAUGAAUUGUUUUCUUCUGUAAGGAUGUUGUGGACCAGCAGGCAUCAGACUUGCCAACAGGGCCGGUAGACUCUUCCCAGCAUACACCUGAGCACUGAAAGAGAACAAACAAUGACUAUAAUUACCACACAGAAUUGAGAAAAACUGUGGACUUAUAACGAAUCCAGAAUAAAUCAAACGCUAUUACUGAUUUUGAAAAAUCCCCAUUUUUGACAUGGGUUGCCUACUAUUUGGUAGAACUGAACUAUGGUCUUGAUUUUGUUAUGGUCAGAUCCAACUCAUUUAAGCUCAGAGCUCUUUUUAUAAAGUUAAUAUGUAGGAAUUGAAUGUUUAGGAGGCUACUCACUGUCAAAAUCUCUCCUUCCUAUGGGAAAUUUAGCUGAGUUUUCUUCAUCCCCAAUUUCUCUCUUUUCCUGUGUGGACUCAGUAUUCUGAACUCCAUUCUCAGCUGGGAAGGCUACUGAUCCUUUCAGAGCGAGGUAAGGUUUUACAGCCAGACUCAGUGGCAGACCGUGAGUUACAAGAUUCUGUUUGGAGCCUGUGUUCUGUAAAGAGAAGAUUGGUUUGUAUCCCAGCUGUCUUCUUUAAAGUAGAGCUAAAAUACAGUUGUACAACAUUCUUGCUGAUCAAUUCUAAGAUGCUCUACACUGCGUUCACCUCCCAACAUGUGAGAUACAAGAAACAAACCUUUUGGAUAAGAUGGAGAAAUACCUGGUUUAUAUGAAAAUUUCCUAGUUAUCUUAAUGCACACGAUGACUGUUUGCAUGUAUGCCUAUUUAUAAAAUAAAAAUACAAAGUU